AUGUCGACCGAAGUCAAGUUUCCGGUGGAGGGAGGAUGUGACUGCAAGGAGGCUGUCCUGACCAUUCCCUCUCUUAUAAACGCAGGGUGUCAACGUGAAACCGGCUCUGCGUUCGCCAUCAACGCCGUGAUCGAAUCCGACCGCUUCGAGCUCUCGAAGGGAAAGACAGAGACAAUCCACACGCCGUCUGAGAGCGGGAUAGGCCAGGAUAUAGUCCGCUGCAGUAGCUGUCGAGUUGCUCUCUGGAGUCACUACCCAAACACGGGGAAGUUGACCUCCUUCGUUCGAGUUGGGACGCUGGACGACCCGAACAAUCUACCGCCAGACGUCCAUAUAUUCACAUCCACGAAGCAGAAAUGGGUUGUUAUUCCACCAGGAGUCCCUGCCGCAGAGAUAUUCUAUGAGCUGGAUAAAACCUGGAGCAAGGAGAGCUUGGAGAGGAUGGAGGUGCUGAAGCCGGCGAUCGAGAAGCACAAAGAGGAUCUAGCAAAGCGCGGUCUCAAAACAUGGUAG
Messenger RNA from Arthroderma uncinatum, 513 nucleotides. RefSeq names its product glutathione-dependent formaldehyde-activating. Gene Ontology annotation, molecular function: carbon-sulfur lyase activity. Bases 1 to 513 code for a protein of 170 amino acids. The transcript is spliced from 2 exons. NCBI's taxonomy places the organism in Eukaryota, Fungi, Ascomycota, Eurotiomycetes, Onygenales, Arthrodermataceae. The record is from RefSeq and is a predicted model, not a curated record.